GGACACUAACAAGCGGCAUUACAUUCAAACGGCAAGAGAGGCGCGUGGGGUUCUGUUAAUUCCGUUGGUGUCAUAAGCCUACAUCGCCCUGGUUUUGCCUUCCUUUAGUUUUUCGAUUCUCAACAGAAAAAAGGGAAAAAAAAGGAAGAAGAAGAAGCAUUAUUUUUUUUCCGUAACAUUGUCAUCGUUAUCACCUUUACAAAAGUCUUUCUUUUAUUGGUUAGAUUAGGAUUGUUUAUAGUUUCUGGGUUCUGUUUCUAGAUUUGCAUAAAGCUGUAAAUACAUGGGCUUUUUAUGCUUAUAGAGCCUAAACAUUAUUUUCUUGUUCUUGUUCUUGUUCUUGUUCUUCUUCAAAGAAAAAAAGAAAGACCAUAGAAAGCUUUUUUGGUUUUUCUUAUUUGGUAUUUUGAUCAUCUCAGAUAUUCAAUUGAAAAAUGUUUCCUGGAUUAUAUGGGUGGCUUUGGUUUUUGAUGGAGAAGGGCAAUAGUAGCUCCUUCCUUUAAACUCAGGCAUAUUAUUUGGGAUGCAGGAGACUGCGGAACCAGACAUUGGAGGAAGGAAUUGGGCUCCAAAUUCUUGGGAUCAUUGAGAUCAAGAAUGAUUAAGAAUCUCAUUUUGAUUAGUUGCUUUAGAUGAAUAAUGGUUUUUGUGGAUGAAAUAUGCAAAUUUUGAUCCGGCUUUUUGGUGGAAGAUGAAGAAAAGGUCUUCCAAUUCAUAAUUAAAGUUAGGCAAAAGAAGAGUUUUGAUUUAGAUAACAAUGGAGGCACCAGCAACCGAACAGCCGAGUGCUCCUGCUCGAAGGAAAAAGAUGACCAAACAGUUAACAGGAAAACGAGAAGAUACGCCUCUACAUUCUGCAGCAAGAGCUGGAAAUCUUGCUGUGGUGACAGAAAUCCUUACAGGUACACCGGAGGAUGAACUGAAGGAGCUGUUACCUAAACAGAACCAAUCUGGUGAAACUGCCCUUUACGUUGCUGCGGAAUAUGGUUAUGUUGAUUUGGUUAAGGAGAUGAUUAACUAUUAUGAUCUUGCUGAUGCUGGGAUCAAAGCUAGAAAUGGUUUUGAUGCAUUCCACAUUGCUGCUAAACAAGGAGAUUUAGAUAUAUUGGAAGUGCUACUGGCAGUUCAUCCAGAAUUGGCUAUGACUGUUGAUUUAUCUAACACCACGGCUCUGCACACGGCUGCAACACAAGGCCAUAUAGGGAUUGUGAAUUUUUUAUUGGAGGCAGGUAGUAGCCUAGCUACAAUAGCAAGGAGUAAUGGUAAAACAGCUUUACAUUCUGCAGCAAGAAAUGGGCAUGUGGAGGUGGUGAAGGCACUAUUGGCUAGUGAACCUGGGAUUGCAUCAAGGACUGAUAAGAAAGGGCAGACUGCACUUCAUAUGGCAGUGAAGGGGCAGAAUGUUGAGGUGGUGGAGGAAUUGAUCAGAGUAGAUCCUUCAUUGAUGAUAAACAUGGUUGAUACCAAGGGAAACACAUCCUUGCAUAUAGCCACCCGGAAGGGUAGAGCUCAGAUUGUUAAGUUGCUGCUUGGAUACAAAGAAACCGACACAAAAGCUGUUAACAGAAGCGGUGAAACUGCUAUCGACACUGCUGAGAAAACUGGGCACCCUGAAAUUGCAACCAUUCUGCAGCAGCAUGGGGUUCAAAGUGCUCGAACCAUCAAACCUGCAGCACCAAAUCCAGCACGUGAGUUAAAACAAACUGUGAGUGAUAUAAAGCAUGAGGUGCACUAUCAACUAGAGCACACCCGCCAAACCAGAAAGCGUGUGCAAGGCAUUGCCAAGAGACUCAACAAAAUGCAUGCUGAAGGUCUUAACAAUGCAAUAAACUCCACCACUGUUGUUGCAGUCCUAAUUGCCACAGUUGCCUUUGCUGCCAUUUUCACUGUCCCUGGUCAAUACGUAGAUGACCCAAACGACAUUCCUCCUGGUCACUCUCUCGGGGAAGCUAAUAUAGCUCCAAAUCCUGCCUUCAUAAUUUUCUUCAUCUUUGAUUCCAUUGCCCUCUUCAUUUCUCUGGCUGUUGUAGUGGUUCAGACUUCAGUUGUAGUCAUUGAGAGCAAGGCAAAGAAGCAGAUGAUGGCGAUCAUCAACAAGUUAAUGUGGUUGGCUUGUGUGCUUAUUUCAGUGGCAUUCUUAGCCUUGUCAUUUGUUGUAGUAGGCACAGAGGAAAGAUGGCUUGCAAUCGGGGUGACAAUCAUAGGAACAAGUAUAAUGGCCACAACUUUGGGCACCAUGUGUUAUUGGGUGAUUAGGCAUCGGAUCGAGGCUUCAAACAUGAGAAGUAUACGAAGAUCAUCACUGGGUAGCAGGUCACGCUCCUGGUCAUUGUCUGUGAUGUCAGAUUCUGAGAUUCUAAACAAUGAGUUUAAGAAAAUGUACGCAAUUUAAUAAAGAUCACUCACGCCAGAUCCCUUUUUUCCCCAGCAUAUGGCGUUUCGGAUCACUUUUUAUGAAGUGUAUAUUUCAAGUUGA
Molecule: messenger RNA, 2476 nt
Organism: Theobroma umbraticum
Lineage: Eukaryota; Viridiplantae; Streptophyta; Magnoliopsida; Malvales; Malvaceae
Product: ankyrin repeat family protein
Cellular component (GO): plasma membrane
Molecular function (GO): protein binding
Source: RefSeq, a predicted model, not a curated record